AUGUCACGGCGCGUGGGACAAACGUGCCAAGCCAUUCUCGUCAUGUUGUUUCAACCUUCUUACAUAGAAGAUAAUUCUUCCUCUUCCUCUUUCAGGGCCCACAAUGGCGCGAACGAGCCCAAGAAUACCUCCAACAUUGAGACGAUUCGCGUGGGGUACGAACCGACAAUGGCCAAGGACGAUAGUUGGAAGCGCCAUUUUAUGCCAGGCACUUUAUUCGCAGACAUCAGCUUAACUCUUCUUCCUGCUGCUAUCUUGGGACUUGCCCUGGCCGUCAUGUGCUUGGACAAAACAACCGUUGAGAAGGAGGUGCUUCAGAAAUGGGAUAAUGCCAUCACCGUGAUAGCAUCAGUUUUCCCCAUUUUAUUCGCCUCCGUCGCAAGUAGAAUGGUCUACCAAGCUGCCCGCUGGAGACUCGAAAAAGGCGCAACUCUCAACCUUCUCGAACAAUUAAUCGGCAGUCGCACCGUCGGAUCGACGCUUGUCACACAGAUUAGCCUGGGCAGAUUCAAUAUCCUAGGCAUCUCUUUGCUCCUCCUUUGGUCCCUUUCACCACUUGGAUCACAAGCCGCUCUUCGAAUGCUGCGAACGCGACUUGAACCUGUGUACGCACCAUCCAACGUUCUCUACUAUACAACGGAUGCCUCGUCUGUUUUCAGUAGCUCGACACUCGUCUCACGAGGUGAGAUUGAUCAAUAUCGGUCGACUCAAUCGUUUAUGCAGACUAUGUACAAUUCUUUGUUGCUUGCUCCUCCUUCGGCUAAAAGUGAUGCAAUGGACCUGUGGGGGAAUGUCAAGAUUCCCAGGUUGGAAAUAGACGGUGAUAACGAUGGAAGCUGGAAGAACGUUUCGUGGAACUCAGCCCCAGAUUCUUAUACUUCACUAGUAGGGUUGCCUGUCACAAAUGUCACCCAAGGCAAUGUCACAUUCUCCCUCGAAUCAAGCUACAUCGACCUCGACUGCAAAAGAUUCACCUACAACAUUUCCGUCAUGAAGCAAAAGAUUUACGAAUGGGAUUAUAUGGACGGGAACAACAAUGGCUCUAUCCGCCUACCCAACGGAACCUUUCACGGAAUGAAUGGAACUAAAUUGCAAUCAGUAUGGAGUGUUGCUGUUGAUCGUUUCGUUGAUGAGUACUGGAACAACAAUGAUCGUUGUUCUUCAGUUGGCAAGGAAAGAGACUGUCAGAGCCCCAUAUUGCUGGUCAACGAGACUGACCUGGACGUGACGCCCGCACAGCUCGUCUUUGAAGCUUCAUUCCGAACCUCUCCCAAGCAAUACGUUCCGUCAAUGCGAAUUGAGGCAGUAUGCGAUGUAGUCCAGCGCUAUAUCGAAUCCCGCGUCGCUUGUUCGCGGGCCGACUCUUCAUCAUCGCAGAACUGUACUGUCAUUCAACAACGCUCCUCGCGCCAACCUCACGCUCCGGAGGGUGUCACUAUGCUUUCGUUUCCUGAUAUCUGGAGCUGGGUGACGCGAGGCCUACCUGUCGGAAUACAAGGUCAAACCUACGCCGAUACUCCGAUUCGGUAUCUCGAUAACCCUAGAGUUACAAGCUUUACUGUGGGCGACGAGGAGGAAGAGGGAAAGCUGCUGAGCAAUAUCACGGAGAAGCAAUUUGGUCGCCGCCUAUCACAGCUUCUUACCACUUAUGUCCUCUUGGGCCAGCUGAACCAGUACACAUCACAAGGAAGCAGCGAUAUAACAGCCAGGUUUGAACCAAAUGUUACUAUUCCCGUCGAUGUCAGUACCCUGAAAGAGAUAUACGUUGUGCACUGGUCCUGGAUAGCUUUAUUCUCUACCUGUUGCGCUGUUCUCCUUGUGAGUGGUAUUACUGGGGUUAUUUUUGCUCAUCUGGCUGCUGGACCAGAGAUUCUUGGAUACGCAUCAUCUGCGGUGCGUGAUUCUAAAUAUGUGACCCUUCCACCCACCACAGGACAGAAAGAGGCUCUUGAAGUUACAAAAAUGAUUGGACAGCAUAAGUUCAGAUAUGGAUAUACGAGUGCAACCUUUGAGGGUCGUCCUUUAAUGGGAAUUGGGUUGGAAGAUCAGAUACAAGGGAUCAAGGGUACGAAAGAGUCUAUGGGAUAG
This is a messenger RNA of Fusarium poae, 2088 nucleotides long. RefSeq lists its product as uncharacterized. The coding region runs from base 1 to 2088 and encodes 695 amino acids. The transcript is spliced from 3 exons. The record is from RefSeq and is a predicted model, not a curated record. Lineage: Eukaryota; Fungi; Ascomycota; Sordariomycetes; Hypocreales; Nectriaceae.